Messenger RNA from Suillus plorans, 1871 nucleotides. RefSeq lists its product as uncharacterized. Lineage: Eukaryota; Fungi; Basidiomycota; Agaricomycetes; Boletales; Suillaceae. The record is from RefSeq and is a predicted model, not a curated record. The coding region runs from base 444 to 1514 and encodes 356 amino acids. The transcript is spliced from 9 exons.
GGGUAUUACUUCCCACGGCUGCAGUGUGACCACAAUUUGGCUCUGACCUUUACAGCAAGGCGGAAAGCUUCAAAGGUGUCAAACGUUCAGCAAGCAACCUUUACAUGUUAUAAUCGCCUGAGCGAGCGUGACGGAGAACUACUUUCAAAACUACUUGACAGCGGGGCAUUAGCGGUCAGAUGUAAAGCUCGAGCACUGCCAGAGACACAGCCUGUCUCUAGAGGUACGUCACAGUUUGGCAGUGACUAACUACUUUACACAGGAGGGUCUCUUGUGCGCUUAUAUGAUAUCAUGCACCAUGUAUUAUGUUCUUCACUCGUGACAAUAAUUCUUCAAGCAUCAUCCGCCAUCCGCAAAUCAUCUCCAUCUCACAACAAGACGAGUGCUUUCUCUUCUUUAGGUUAGCAUGUUCCAAAAAUAUCCCCUGAUGAGCUAGAGCGCUGAUGACACUAAGGCUCUAUAAAGUUGGGCCCUCGUAUUGUCCUCAUCUCGUACGUUCCCAAGCCAUCCAGGUUGUUCUCGCCAUGGUCUCAACAGGCAUUCCGCUAGAUACCGCUACUAUAAUUUCAACAGCGCUGGAAGCCAUCUUGUUUGGCUUUUCAGUUCUCAUGUUCAUGGGUACAAUGUGGGCUUCGAUCCACUACAAACGUGACGCAAAUCGCCCGAUCGCUUUGGCAGCAAUCUUGCUGUUGAUAUUAAGCACUGCACACUUGAUCGUAGAUAUCAUUCGUCUCGAAGAUGGGUUUGUCAAGUAUCGUGACGUCUUUCCUGGUGGACCAGUUGCGUUCUUCCAAGAUAUCAGCCAACCAACAUUUGUGACAAAGAACUUGAUAUACGCCUUGCAAACUAUGAUUGGCGAUGGGGUGGUGAUUUAUCGCUGUUAUGUCGUUUGGCAAUCCGUUUGGGUAAUCAUCCUACCAAGCAUGCUGUGGUGCGGCUCCUCAGUGGCUGCUUUAAUCGCACCCUACUACGCUUCGCAGGCAACUGGCGGAAACAUCUACACCAAUCAGACUGGACAAUGGGUCACGGCGUUGUUUACCUUGACACUUUCAACCAAUCUGAUAAGUUCAGGAUUACUUGUGUAUCGCAUCUGGACUGUGGAACGUAAAGUCUCUCGAAACCGCGCUACGGAUGGCACCAUGAUGCCCAUCGUGCACGUGCUUAUAGAUGCCGCUAUCUUGUACUCUGCAGCCCUGGUGACCAUACUAAUAUGUUUCAUCUGCGCGAACAACGCCCAGUAUAUUAUGCUGGACAUGAUCAUGCCGAUCAUUUCGAUUGCCUUCUACAUGGUGUUGAUCCGCCUUACACCCUGGAAAACUAAUCCAAAUUUCCUCCCGAUGGCUUAUAGCGGGGAAAUCGAAAGAAGGAGUUCGCAUCGAUAUCCUAUGAAGCCUUCGCAGGUUCAUGUAUCUCAGUGGACGCAGAAUGACGGUAUAGAGGAGGAAGUGAAAAUAGAAACAAUGGAUUCUACGGAAGUUUGCAAUGUGCCCGAAGGUGAAGGGCAACAGCUCUAGUUUUUUUUUCGGGUUCCAGAUGCAGAUCAUUUCCAGCCUCGCUCAAUACUUAUUGUACCUCACGCAAAUCUUCGGUCCUGAACAAAGCUGCACCUAUGUAAACAACAUGACUCCUGACAGCCAUUGCCAGACCUUUGUUUCUCGUUAUAAAAGAAUAUUGUCUUCUAUCAAGCCUUUUCACGGGGUGCCCAAUCACACGCCCAACCCGAAUAUAUACACCUCCGUUGAGAACGAUUACUAGUUGUUGAUGCAGGGGACAAGAAUUUGUCGACUAUUAUCAUUCAAUCAGCAAUUAAUAAUCAGCCGCAUCGUCUUUUUGCUUUCAAACUUUCCUUUUCAUAUCGCCUGGCGGCUAAA